CUCGACUAAUGGGUUCCUCCUCACCGGCUUUACUUCCUCUCGAAGAUUUCCACACUGUCAUCCCUCUAAACGGCUCAACUAGUUUAAUCCCAACGGUUGGCCACCGCGGAUAUGGAGACACGGUUAUACCUGGCCUUUAAGUGCCAGCACGGAUGAAAGCAAUUAUACAUUUCAAGCAGAAUCCUCAAAAUUCUAAAGAAACCAGCUUUAAUUGGAAUCCUCCAUGCAGGAGACGAGAGGAGUUGCGGAUGCAUUUUGCAGCAGCGUGUGGACAUGCAAUGAGAGGCUGCAGACAGACUGGACCUCUGUCGCCCUCACAAAGUUGUAGAUUUCUGUCUUCGUGUGCCAUUUAGGCAUCACACCAUCGUAGAGGAAUUAAUGGUGGCUCUUCUCAGGCACAUCCUGUGGUGUUGAACAGCAGACAUGGAAGGGGCGAAGAAAGAUGCCCCUCCAGGGGGUGAUGGAGGCAAGUCCGACACCCUGGGGUCAACUGGCUCGGCCAGAAAAAGAGGAGGGGGGGCCAAGAAGGCUAUGCAGGCCAACAAGUCUGCCCUCAGAGCCCCUCGUGCCCUCUGUUGCCUCACCCUCAGCAACCCCAUACGCAUGGCAGCACUGGCCCUAGUGGAGUGGAAGCCAUUUGAUAUAUUUAUUCUUCUUGCCAUCUUUGCAAACUGUGUGGCCAUGGGUGUCACCAAGCCGUACCCUGAUGAUGACUCCAACGCUACUAAUCACAAACUGGAACAAGUGGAGUAUGUCUUCCUCGUCAUCUUCACCAUUGAGACGUUCACUAAAAUUCUUGCCUACGGCUUGGUCAUGCACCCCAGCGCCUAUAUACGCAGUGGAUGGAACUUGCUUGACUUCAUUAUCGUCAUUGUCGGGCUGUUUAGUGUCAUAGCAGAGGCCAUGACCGACCACAAGCCAGGAGAGGCCCAUCAUGCCGCAGGAAAACCUGGAGGCCUGGAUGUCAAAGCUCUCAGAGCAUUCAGGGUCUUGCGACCCCUCCGACUUGUAUCUGGAGUUCCAAGUCUGCAAAUUGUGUUGAAUUCCAUCAUGAAAGCCAUGGUCCCGCUCCUUCACAUCGGCAUGCUGGUCAUGUUUGUCAUCAUCAUCUAUGCCAUUAUCGGCUUGGAGCUUUUUAUUGGCAGGAUGCACAAGACGUGCUACGCUACAAGCACAGGUCUAAUGAUUGAAGACGACCCAUCACCGUGUGCGUUCGCCGGGAGCGGACGCUUCUGUGUUGGCAAUGGGACCGAGUGCAGGGGCAAGUGGGAGGGUCCCAACGGUGGCAUCACAAAUUUUGACAACAUCUUCUUUGCCAUGUUGGCAGUGUUUCAGUGCAUUACAAUGGAGGGCUGGACAGAUGUGCUCUACUGGAUGAACGAUGCCAUUGGAUAUGAGAUUCCUUGGAUCUAUUUUGUUUCUCUCGUCAUCUUUGGUUCAUUUUUCAUCAUCAAUCUUGUAUUGGGUGUGCUGAGCGGAGAGUUUUCCAAGGAAAGAGAAAAGGCUGUGGCUCGCGGUGAGCUGCAGAAGGCGCAGGAGAGUAAACAGAUGGAGGAGGACAUGAUAGGCUACAUGGACUGGCUCAUAGAGGCGGAGGAUGUGGAUGAAGAAGGAAACAAACGAGCUGCUAUUGCCAAGAAAAAGAUGAUGAAGAAGUUUGGCUGGUACAAACACAGUGAGGAUGGAGAGUCUGACUCGGAUGAUGACAUAGCAUACCUUGAUGACGACAACGGCUGCUGCGCUUCUCUUAUGGCCAAGAUGAUGGCAAAUAGCUUCUGUGACCAGUUGUGCCAGUUGAACCACACGUUCAGGAAAAACUGCCGCGUGGCCGUCAAGACCACUAACUUCUACUGGUUGGUUCUUCUACUGGUGUUUCUCAACACAGUGGCGAGUGCCUCAGAGCAUUAUGGGCAGCCCAAGUGGCUCACAGAAAUGCAGGAGCGAGCCAAUAAGAUCCUGCUGUUGCUUUUCACACUGGAGAUGCUGAUGAAGAUGUAUGCCUUUGGGCUGCAGAUCUACUUUAUGGCUCUCUUCAAUCGCUUUGAUUGCUUUGUGGUGUGCGGUGGCAUCCUGGAGACACUGCUAGUGGAGUCGGAUUUCAUCCCACCUAUUGGCAUCUCUGUGCUCCGUUGCAUCCGACUGCUCAGAAUCUUCAAAAUGACUCGGCAUUGGGCCGCCCUGUCUGACUUGGUCAACUCUCUGCUCAACUCCAUGAAAGCUAUCUGCUCCCUUCUGCUCCUGCUCUUCCUCUUCCUCAUCAUCUUCGCCCUGCUGGGCAUGCAGCUGUUUGGAGGCAAAUUCAACUUUGAUGAAACACAGAUGAAGAGGAGCACUUUUGACUCCUUCCCUCAGGCUCUACUCACUUGCUUUCAGAUCCUCACUGGAGAGGACUGGAAUGCUGUGAUGUAUGAUGGCAUCAUGGCCUACGGAGGACCAGUCUUCCCCAAUAUGGUGGUGUGCAUUUACUUUGUCAUCCUGUUUGUUUGUGGUAACUACAUCCUGCUCAAUGUCUUCUUGGCUAUUGCUGUUGACAACUUGGCUGGAGGUGGCGGACAGAAAAAAGCAGAAGAGAAAAAAGAUGAUGAAGAAGAGUGGGAUGAUGAUGAUGAGAAAGAAGACGAGGACGCAGGGAACGAGGACGACGACUGGCAGGAGAAUGAGGAGCUGAGGGCCAUUGAGGGGCUGGAGGGAGUUGCCCCAUUAAAGCCUGAGUUCUCUGGUCCCAAAGAAAAGAUUGUGCCCAUCCCAGAUGGAAGCUCCUUCUUUAUUCUUGGGAAAAAAAAUUGCUUGCGAGUGGCCUGUCAUAACCUCAUCCAUCACCCCUACUUCACCAAUUUCAUCCUCAUUUUUAUCAUCCUUAGCAGCAUCUCUCUAGCUGCAGAGGAUCCUAUCAAAUCCCACUCAUUCAGAAACAUUGUGCUGGGUUAUGCGGACUAUGUUUUUACUUCCGUUUUUACUGUGGAGAUUGUACUCAAGAUGACCGUGUAUGGAGCUUUUCUGCACACCGGUUCCUUCUGCAGAAACGCCUUCAACCUUCUCGACCUGCUCGUGGUCAGCGUGUCGCUCACUUCUUUCUUUCUUCACUCGAGCGCUAUCUCUGUGGUGAAGAUUCUCAGAGUGCUUCGUGUGCUCAGACCUCUUCGUGCCAUCAACAGAGCCAAGGGACUGAAAAACGUGGUGCAGUGUGUGUUUGUUGCGAUACGCACCAUCGGCAACAUCUUGAUCGUCACAACACUCCUUCAGUUCAUGUUCGCCUGCAUCGGGGUGCAGCUUUUUAAGGGCAGGUUCUACAGCUGCACAGAUGAAGCCAAGCACACUCCUGAUGAGUGCAAGGGAUCAUUUGUGGUCUAUAAAGACGGGGAUAUGAACCAUCCGAUGGUGAGGGAGAGGAUCUGGGAAAACAGCGACUUCAACUUUGACAAUGUGCUGAUGGGCAUGCUGGCUCUGUUCACAGUGUCCACAUUUGAAGGAUGGCCACAGCUUCUUUACCGGGCAGUGGAUGCCAAUGCCAUAAACCACGGGCCAAUUUACAACUACCGAGUAGAAAUCUCCAUCUUUUUCAUCAUCUAUAUCAUCAUCAUCGCCUUUUUCAUGAUGAACAUUUUUGUGGGUUUUGUCAUUAUCACCUUCCGAGAACAAGGGGAGGCUGAAUUCAAAAACUGUGAACUCAACAAAAACCAGCGCCAGUGUGUCUACUAUGCCUUGAAAGCUCAACCUAUAAAAAUUUACAUUCCCAAAAAUCCCUCCCAGCUCAAAUUCUGGAGGAUAAUAAACUCCAGCCAGUUUGAGUAUGUCAUGUUUGUGUUGAUUCUGGGCAACACGCUCACUCUGGCGGUGCAGCAUUACGAGCAGUCCAAACUCUUCACCUCCGUUAUGGACAUCCUCAACAUGAUCUUCACUGUGGUGUUCACCAUUGAGAUGAUCAUCAAGUUACUGGCUCUUCGGGCUCAUCACUAUUUUAUUGAUCCAUGGAAUUCCUUUGACGCUUUAAUUGUAGUGGGGAGCGUGUUGGACAUCGCAGUCUCUGAGUUUAGUGGAGGGGGAGGCCACGGUGAGGGAAAAGGCGAAAGCGGAAAGGUUUCCAUCACUUUCUUCCGUUUGUUUCGAGUGCUGCGAUUGGUCAAACUGCUCAGCAAAGGAGAAGGUAUUAGAACCCUCCUGUGGACGUUUGUCAAAUCCCUCCAGGCUUUACCUUAUGUUGGUCUGCUGAUCGCAAUGAUCUUUUUCAUCUAUGCUGUGAUAGGCAUGCAGACAUUUGGAAAAGUGGCCAUUGAUGACGACACACAUAUUAACAGAAACUGCAAUUUUCAGACUUUCUUCAUGGCUGUACUGGUGCUAUUCAGGUGUGCCACUGGAGAGCAGUGGCAGGAGAUCAUGUUGGCCGCCUUACCCGGCAGACGCUGCGACCCAGAGUCAGACACGGAGCCUGGUGAAGAGUUCUCCUGCGGCAGCAACUUGUCCUACAUCUACUUCAUCAGCUUCUUCAUGCUCUGCGCUUACUUGAUUAUCAAUUUGUUCAUUGCUGUCAUCAUGGACAACUUUGAGUACCUGACAAGAGACUGGACAGUACUCGGUACCCACCACCUGGACGAGUUUAAGAGAGUUUGGUCGGACUAUGAUCCAGAAGCCACCGGUCGCAUUAAGCACAUAGAUGUCAUCACUUUGCUGCGGAGAAUUCAGCCACCUUUAGGUUUUGGAAAACUGUGUCCUCACCGUGUUGCUUGCAAAAGGUUGGUUUCUAUGAAUGUUCCACUGCACCCUGAUGGGACAGUCACCUUCAACGCCACCUUGUUUGCUCUGGUGCGAACUUCCCUUAAGAUCAAGACCGAAGGACCCAUCGAUCAGCAGAAUGAAGAACUGAAGCUCAUCAUCAAAAAACUCUGGAAGCGGACCAAGCCUAAGCUCAUAGAUGAACUCAUUCCUCCCCCUAGAGGGGAUGAGGUGACUUGUGGCAAGUUUUAUGCCAGCUUCUUGAUUCAGGACUAUUUCAAAAAAUACCGCAAGAGAAAAGAGAGGGAAAGAAAGUCUAAAAGGAAGGACAAGGCGGCUUCCCUUCAGCAAGGGCUGCGCACACUUCAGGAUCUGGCUCCAGAGAUGCGUCUGGCUAUGGCGUGCGACCUGGAAGAGGAGGAGGGUGUAGAUGGAGAUGAGAUAUUCGACAGUGAGCGGGGAACCUCUGCCCCCACCACGCCUGCCAGCACGCCGAUGCCGCCCCUAGAAGUGCUGGUACAGCAGACCGCUGUAGUUGUCGAACCAGACACCAAAGGGGGUGUGAUCACUGAGCAGGUGACGGGCCAACAGGAAAAACCUGGAUCAGAGCUGGCAGAAGUGAGCGUUGUCACAGAGCAACCAGUGCGGUCCACGCCCCUGCCCAUCAGGGCGGAAUCCAUCAGCGACCUGCAUCUCCCUCCUCCUCCAGAAACUCCAGUCGAAUCUGAGUUCAUAGCUCCUGAGGCAACUACAUCUACAGUGGCUGAGCCGUUUUAUAGCAAUGAGGGAGAUGCUGCAAGUCUUGCAUUUGUAGACCGGUAUGCAUAUCCUGAGGCCGCUUCUCCCUUACCACCUGAGCCCGCCUCUCCUUUACCACCUGAGCCAGCCUACAACAAUCAGAGCCUUGAACGAGCCAGCAGCGCUGGCGAGAUGUCAUGUGACCCUCACAAUGCCAAUGGCUUCAGUAAUGGUUACAAUGGAACCACCACCAUGAACGGAGACAGUGUUGCUGGGAGCCCCUACCCAACCAACGAAUACACCGGCAAUGGAUACUCGGCUUACAAUGAAAACGGGAGCAUCAUCAGCACAAAUGGCAACAGUAGCGCUGUGAGCGGAGGUUACACAGGGAACGGCUACAAUGGAGAUGAGAGCAGUGGCACACAGUUUGUUCGGCGAAGGCUCCUUCCUUCCAUACCGAAAGGUCGCAAGCCCGCCUUUAACUUCCAGUGUCUGAGGCCACAGAGCAGUGGGGACGACCUUCCCAUCCCAGGAAACUAUCGAGGCAACACAUCCCCAUCCAGAUCUCGCCUUCAGACCCAGCCAAGCCUGGACUCCCGCCGCAGUAGUGUGUCUUCAUUGUCAUCCGUCUCUUGGGCCAACACAACGGCAGCUGGCAACACCCCCGCUCCCGGAUUGAUCGCCGCCUCAGGACGCCGGGGCAAGCUGAUCUACACACCUAUGAUCCUGGUGGACGAGGCCACAGGGACCAGCCAGCCACUGUGGAGCGAUGGCUCAGCCAGUCUUCCUGCGGGAAGCCAUCCCAGCUGGUACUCUGGUCAGAACAGGGCCGGCAGCUUGAGGGUGCCACCGGCCAACCAGGGCUUUGUGGACAAAGGCAGUGCAGACAGUCUGGUGGAGUCGAUCCUGAUCUCCGAGGGUCUGGGAAUUUACGCCAAGGACCCAAAGUUUGUGAAUUUUGCCAAGCGGGAGAUCGCUGAAGCUUGUCACAUGAGCCUGGAUGAGAUGGAGAGCGCUGCUGCUGACCUGAUCGCUCGGGGAGCAAGCCAUCGAAUUUCCCGCUUUGAGGAUGAGCUGGCUGAUGAAAUGAACUGUGUGAUUUCUUACUGAGAUGAGAAAAUACCUGUGAGAAUAUGAGAGGUAUUUUCUGUCAUUUAAAAGGGUGAAAUAAUUUUUGGGGGGUUUCUAUCAGCUGUUGCUCUUGCCACAAACAUUCAAGGAUCACAGUGGCAGCCUGUGUGUGGACCCAACAAAGACCUUUAUGUACAUUAUAAAUGUUUUAUAAUAAUUAUUUUGCAAUUUUUGCAUGGGCAUCUCAUUUUGUACUGCACUUGAAUGGCCACUUUACAUACUGUUAUGUUGCUAUGUUACUUGUUAAGGCAAAUCUGUUUUAUGCUUUAUUCUUUGGACUAUUGAUGGAUCUGUGGACUCACACAUCCAUCAGAGGACACUCCACUUCCAGUAGUAGCAUUAGCAAAUUAUUGCAUUUGUGCGUGCAAAUUAAUAGCAACAAUUCUGGGGAUUUUUGUGUCCAGCAUACUCAAAUAAAGCAGUGAGUUUUCUCUUA
Molecule: messenger RNA, 7015 nt
Organism: Dunckerocampus dactyliophorus (ringed pipefish)
Lineage: Eukaryota; Metazoa; Chordata; Actinopteri; Syngnathiformes; Syngnathidae
Gene: cacna1fa
Product: calcium channel, voltage-dependent, L type, alpha 1F subunit a
Exons: 47
Coding region: 424-6558 (2044 amino acids)
Biological process (GO): calcium ion import across plasma membrane
Cellular component (GO): membrane; voltage-gated calcium channel complex
Molecular function (GO): high voltage-gated calcium channel activity
Source: RefSeq, a predicted model, not a curated record